Molecule: messenger RNA, 8161 nt
Organism: Xyrichtys novacula (pearly razorfish)
Lineage: Eukaryota; Metazoa; Chordata; Actinopteri; Labriformes; Labridae
Source: the annotation of a GenBank genome assembly
AUGGAGACACAAUACCCGAAACUGGUGAGUUAAUGCCGUUUUUUGCAUCACUUUGCCUCCUGUGAAAAGAUAAGGCACAAGCAUAUAAUCGAAGGAAAGUUGCUGUAACUUUAAGUACGUCCUGUUGAUAGAUCGGUAUGCGCGUUAGUGAAUACAGUCUAUGAUCUUCACUGACACUAGACUUAAAGUUUCAUUUAUUUAUUAUUUACUUCCACUGUUUUGGAAAGAUUUCAAGCUGUUUGUGAUGCUACGAAGUAUGUGGUUGUGGCUUUAUAUGUUGUAUUAAAGUGUUUUUGCACCACAGGCUACAUGAAAGUAUCGUAAGCUGUUAAAUGUCUUCGUUAAGUUCAUAAAGUUACAUAUACACAGCAAACACAGAUAUAAACACUUACUUUGUUUGCAGGCACGACCGAAGAGGAAACUCUGCUACCUUACAAACUCAGACAGGUACAUUUGAAAAUGUAUUUUGUUACACUUCUUUAUGUUUAUUAAUAUGUUUACUAUUUGCUGUGUGACUGCAUCUUCCUUCAGUGAUUGCAAACCAGGUGUCACCUAUCUAUCUAUCUAUCUAUCUAUCUAUCUAUCUAUCUAUCUAUCUAUUUAUUACACUCAUAUGUGUAGUAAAUAUUACAUACAUUUGAUGGAUGUCACUAAGCCAAUGUCUGUCAUUAGGGCCAAUAAUUUAGGGUGUUUCCAUUGCAAACUGAAAGUUAGACGUUUGAAAUGUGCUUCUAUGAUAUUGCCAAUGUAAUAAUUUACUCGUUGAACCACAAAGUGAUAUUUUGCAUUGGAAAUAAAUGCUCAUUAAAAUUUGUCACAAGUAUUAUUUGAUGUUAUGGGUUGUGAUUUAAGAUUUCAGUGCAUGUUUAAUACAGAUUUAAUGGUUGGGAGUAUGAUUUUAACUGAACAUCUGUGUUUUCAGUCUACCUAAAAAAUGGGCAGGAACCCUGAAUCUAGAAGACGUUGAUAAAAUCUUUGAUGACGUAGGUAAGUUGGGUUUAUGGUUAUCUUUACCUUGAAUAUAAUAAUCUUGUUUUUUAUUUCUGUAAUAUUAACCCGUUUUUCCUUAGCGUCACCCUCAACAUGUGAUGAUGAGCUACACCCUUCAUCUACUUUGCUUCAGACCUUGGAUGAGUCAAACCAGUGUGAAAAAGUGGAUUCACCAGUCCCACAGAGAAGUCUCACACAGAAAAAACAUCUUGAAUGCCAUACGGUAAUAUAUAGUCAGACACACCCAUGCUUCUUUUAUAAACCUGCAUCUUUGUUACACAUAUAACUGAUUAUACUGUAUAUGUAUGUAUAUGUAUAUGUGUGUGUGUGUGUGUAUUUCUGUUUUUCCAUGAAGAUAGACUGAUUGAUUGGCAGAUAGAUAGAUUUGUAUUUGUUUUCCACUGGUCAGCAUUCACUGCACUUAUGUCCUCAGGGAAGACAUAUGGAGAGUGGUUAAACACAUCUUUGUGUACUCUAUAGGGUCCUAAAGAAAGUGCCCUGAAUCCUGCCACAAGGUCUCCCAGUCCAAAUCCUGACAUGGGUAAGAGAAUCAAAUCUGUAUUCUUGGAGGAAAUAGCCAUUUUCAAUUCACUUGCAUAAGGCAUUUUUCUUACCUACCCAUGAGCUCUUUUUUAUGUUGUGUAAUAUUGUGUCUUUUAUUAAAGAGUACUUUUUUUGUUGUUGUUGCAGAUUUAGACAUCCCGUUUAAAGGGCAUGGGCCCGUAAAAACAUCCAGUCCUAUUGAAGAGAACUUGGUGGUAGAACAGGCAAGAGAGCAGAAUGAGGAAAAGGACAGAGCUGUGUCUCCAAUUUUAUUUGAUUGUCAAUAUGAUGAUGAAGAGGCAGAGACGGGACGUGUAUCCUGCCAGAAAAUACAAUCCAAUGGGCACCCCACAGAAAAGUCAGUACUUAUAAAUGAUAUAUUUUAUCUGCAGCUAGAAUUGUUUUCAUAUUUCUGACUUAUUUUUGUCAGGGUGAUGCUGUGUUGAUCUUUCUGAAUACUGAUAUAAACUCAUGCAUUCAUAACAUGUUUUGUUUUUAUCAUUGUUUACUCCAGAAAUAAAGACUUUGAGCUGGAGUCUCCUCCACUUCAAGUUAUGUUAAGCAAACCCAGGGUGUCCGGUCACAAAAAAGAGGUGGAGAGACUCUGGUGAGGACCUUUCUAUUUCUCUCUCCAAGAAAUAAGUUUGUCUGCAAACACCCAGAUACCUUAAAAUCUGUGAAACAACCACUGUGGUGUAUGAUGCACUGUUUUGUGUUGUGAUUAAAUUGCCCAUGACAUGCCUUCGAGUAUGGAAAUAUAUUUUGGAAAUAUAUUAUUUUAUACUUAUGUGCAUGUGUUCUUGAUAACUCAUUUGCAGCAACAAGAGUCAGCCGGCCAAAGAGCAAACACCCAAGAAACCCCAAAAUGAGGUUGUGGCUGUGGUGAAAGAAAAAACACCCAAGGAAUCCCAAAAAAGUGAUCUGACUGACAAAAGGAAAACAGAAAAGUAAGAAAUUAUAAGUUUUUAAGAUGUAUGGGAUGUCUAUGGGAUUUUUUUUUUUUAUUCAAAAAAAAUCUCAGCUCUUUGACCACACAUAGACAGGAGUUAGAUGAAAGGCAAUAUUGAUAAUAUUGGUAUUUGAAUAUGGAAAAUAUUAAUCUUCUGGAGUCCGAUCAACUUUGCUUUAAAACAGUGUUCAUGUGAGAUUUUUUACUACUAAAAUAAGCUGGUUUGACAGUAAACUGUAUUUCAAAUGUGACAGAGUGGAAGAAAAGGGACACAAAGAGCCUUCAGUGCGAGCAGUGAGACAGGAGCCUGAACUCCCUGCUCCAACCCAAAAGUCAGUAAGUGGUCCCAAGAAGCCGUCAGCAGAGGUUCCCAUCCGAGCUGGAAAAGACAUGGCAUCUUUCCUGCUGAAGCUCAGAGAAGCGGGACAGUCCAAACCUGCCUGGUGAGUCGAUAAAAGAAUAAACCUUUAUAGUACUUAAGUAUCAUCGUGCUGGGAAUGUAAAGAGCUAAAAAAAAAUAAAAAGCCCCUUGUGUUUCAACAUUAAAUCAUGAAUUUAUUGUGUUUUUAGUCAGAGGAAGUCUCUGUCACCUGUAAAAAUACCCACUCCGCCUCCUGAGCCAGAGGAUGAUUUCUUGAUUCUGGAGGAUGAAACACCACUCUGGAUUUCCAUUCCAACUAAGAAUGCCGCGAGUAGAAAACAGAGACAGAAGGAGACGUCCAGCACAGACAAAGAUAGCUCUAAAGAGACACCAGCUGAGACUGAACAAAAACAGCAGGAAUCAGAACAGGCAAAUGAAAAACUGGGAUCAGGAACUCUAAAUCAGAAAGUGAAGAAGACAAAGGGGAAAGAGAAGAAGAAUAAGGAGGUUGAGCCCAAAAACGAUGCCCCUGGAUUACCUACUCCUAAGGAUCCUCCUGCUGUCGACUUAAUGGAACAAGGAAAACCCAAUAAAAAGAAACAACAACUGAAGAAAGUUUUAUCUGAAGAGAGUGAUGGAGCACAGGAGCAAUCUGAAGACAUGGCCUGUAGAGAUAAAGAUAAGGCAAGGUCUUCUCUGGACGUGAGAAAACAACCCCAGAAGUCCCCUGAAAAGAAGAAAGUGAAGCCUUUGAAUAAACUGAAGGAAAAUGCCAAGAAAGGAAAAACUAAGACGUUAAAGGAGAACAAAAAAGUAAACAAACCGAGACAAGGGAGCAGGGAUUCAGAAGAACCUGGCGCUCAAUCAGGUAAGGAAGUCCCAAAAUCUUUUCCCAUCUGCUCUUUGAUUCUCCGUCACUUUUAUCAAAAUUGUUUUUGAUCAUUUAAAUUUAAAUAUGGGAUUUAGGAUUCAAAGAGCUCCAUUUUAUUUCCCUAAAGAAGGCAUGAUGUUCUUGAUUGAAAUUCAAAACAAAGGCUCAAAAAUAUCUUCGAAAAACUGAAUGUAAUUAAGACGUCUCAAACUUUCACCUUUGCUUUUGUUUAAUGAGACUGAUUCAUGGAUUAAGACCCAGGUUAGGUUCCAAAAGCAGGUUUCUCUUCCCCCUAGAACCAUACAGAUUUUCACAAAUUUACUUUUCACAGAGACUUGUCACGACAACAGACACCAAAAUAAAUAACAAUGACACAGUGUGGAAAUCUUUGAGAUUUUAUCUAGAAUUAGACUUAGAGGUUGUAAGCAUCUUACUGGACAUCUAAUUUGUCUUCAUGAUUUUCACAGACCAAGAAGUGGCUCAUUCUGAAGCAGAACCAGUGAUGGGUCCAGCUGAUAGAAAUGAUGAACUGGAGGAACCACUGCCCAUGUCUGAUGAGAAUUUAUCUAACGAUGAGGACAAUCUUUGGAGAAGGAAAAGACAGCAGAUUAAACAGUGGUUGAUGACCAGCCCAGAAAAGACAAAAGUUACAGACAGACAGUCUACGUCCAAGAAGACAAAGCAGAAGAAGGAGCCUAACACAGCGACAGCAUCUCCUGUAAAAGCUAAAAAAGAAAAUCUCUUGAAGAGAGGGAAGAAGACAGAGACUGCAUCAUCGUCCAGCCAGAAGACGACUAAAGCUAAAGCAAAGAAGACAAAACCAAGCAAAAACAAAAACAAAGAAGACUCACCAGUCAAGAAGAAAGCAACCCACAAAGUAUUUGAUGAGAUUGAGGUAGAGCAGGUGGGAGAGCAUGAGCGGCAGGACAGGAUAGAGGAGGACGGACAUGAGCUGUCUAGUCCCUUUGACUGCACACGUAGAAACUGCAGCACAGGUAAGGGGUAUGAUCUCAAACAUAAGAAUUCAUGAAAAAGUACGUAUGUUUAGUUUUCUUCUUCUCUUGUAACUGACUAAGAUGCAAUAUUUUCAGGGAGCCAGGUGUUUCAAAAAGUCUACCACCACACCCCAACUCAAAAAAAAUUGAACACACCAGCACCUGUCACACCCCAAAGGCCGCAGGAGCAGCUUAAGGCAGCAGAACCAUGGAAACGGAGAAGGAAAGCUCCUGGUAGCUGGUGGUUAGUUGACGGCCCACCAGUGGAAGUGGAGAAUAUCUCCUCACAGCCUCAGCAGCAGGAGCCCAAAUCUCAGAGGGGGAAAAAAAAGAAGUCCAAACAGGAAUCUAAAAUACUUGAGACUCCUAAAAACAGUAAUGUUUCUGUUCCAUCAAAACCACAAGGGGGCCCUCCUGUUCCUCAGCUGAAUGUAAAGCCGUCAUCCGCUCCAAAGACGGUCAAACGCUCUCUGGCCUUGUUCAAAGGCAUUCUCACUUCAAACAUAGAGACACCAACAGGGGAGAGCAGCAAAGAAGUAGGUCAGAGAAACACUCAUCAGGUCACUGCUACUGACCCUCCAAUACCUGAGUUUAGAAUCAAAGAUGUUUUCAGUGUGGAUGCUGGAGAGCCUAACAGCCCUCCUAACCAGGAUGCCACACAGGACAGCAGGUGUCAGUCAGAGAUCACGUAAGGGAAUGAAGUCUGACUACUUGUCACUCAUUAACGUCUAUUAUUAUCAUUAUUAUUGUAAGUUUUGGUUUUAUUAUGUGUUCAUUAGGGUUUGCAGUUUGAAAGCCCACAGAAGCGGACCAUCUUCAAUGAUUGAGCUGCAAGUAUAUGAGGAAGAUGGCACCUCUGGUAUGUUUCAAACCCGACUUUGUAGAAUGAUUUGGUAUUAGGGAUGCAUGACAUGGAUUUCUUGGAUCUGAUGCAGAUCUCACUAGUGAGACUGCCGAUAUUUUCUUGAUAUUCUUGUAUUUUAAAAUGUGUAGCUUUUAGACACCUGGUGUUAAAGGGAUAUUCCAGCGUAAAUUUAAGUUAUGGUCAGACACACAGUAACACUGAGUUAGACAACCCCUCUAGAGAUGAAUGUUGCCGACUGCUUGCUUCUCUAGUUAUACCAACUUCAGCAACAACCGCACGAUAGCAAUACAAAGCGGUCUUUGGAUCCCUACGCACACCUCAACCAAAACGCCACUCUAUAGCCACAAAUAAUGCUCAGAACUGCACCUAACUUCAUCAGCAGUACAUAUAGGGUCCCAGCCAUAGUACUAGCCAUCAAACAUCUUUUUUUAACUUUGCCUGAUUUCUUUAGCAAAGAGAUCAAACACAACUCACCCACUCUCUUCCAUCAGCCGCUUGUUUGUGGGGGAGCCCUGACGAGUCGAUCACCAAGUGCAGUGGAUCAUUUCCAUUAAGUAGUAAUCGUUUUGCACUGCAGACACGGUAGUUCUUCUGCCUUAGCGUCUCAGUCUGAUUGCAUUUCCAUGAAGUAAUAAUCACAAAUGUUUCUCCUUGAGCUGUGUAACCCCCCUGCACUCGGUGAUCGACUUGUCAGGGCUCCCCCCUCCCCAAACAAGCGGCUGCUGGAGGAGAGUGGGUGAGUUGUGUUUAGUCUCUUUGCUAAAGAAAUCAGGCAAAGCUGAAAAGAUGUUUGGUGGCUGGUACUAUGGCUGGGACCCUAUAUGUACUGUUGAUGAAGUUAGGUGCUGUUCUGAGCAUUAUUUGUGGCUAUAGAGUGGCUUUUUGGUUGAGGUUUGCGCGUGGAGAUGUAGACCGCCGUGUAUUGCUAUCGUGUGGUCAUUGCUGAAGUUUGUAUGACCAAAGAAGCAAGAGGCCGGCAACAUUCAUCUCUAGAGGGGGUGUCUAACUCGGUGUUACGGUGCGUUUGAGCAUAACUUAAAUUUACGCCUGAAUAUCCCUUAAAGAUUGAGCAAAGAUGAACUUGAAUUUUGGUUCUACACUGAAGGAUCCUAAAUAAAACCCACAAUUUUUAACCACAGGAAACAAAGAAAAGUCCAACAAAAUCGGAGCAAACACAUGCUGAUGCUGUUGUGGUCAGACUGUGGAUGUGUGGAGAGACCACUCUUCCAAACAUAACAUAAGCUGGUGGAAUCUCUGAUAAAUCAGCACUACACACUCACUGAUUUGUUCUCGCUGAUGCUAUCUAUGGCCACUGCUGCUUUGUAUUUCCCCAAUUUGAUACGAUACCUGCAUGCUUUGACAUACUGCACCCCCACUCUAAGCUUCAAACAGGGCUUGAAUAAAAAGGAUGAAAUAAUUCACAUUCGACAUUUGUUCAUUCAGGCCUGAAAAGUAGCUGCAAUAUUUACUCUGAGGCCCCUCACCUUCUGUCAGGGAUUAAAAAUGCAGCAGCCUUGCCCGGACAGGAAACUCUCAUCACGUAAACAGCUUCACCUGAAGCUGAAAUUAAUUGACUCAACUCAAUUAAUUAAUUAUGUAGACUCAACUCAGUAUUUGUUGUAUUUGUAUUUUUUUCUUUUUCAAUUCAUCUCAAAUAUGACUCUCUACCUUCUUUUCUUUUGUCACUCCAGGUGUGCUCUCACCCAAAGUUCGUACUGCUCUGUCUGCAUCAGAUCUGUGGGGUCCUCCGCUCAAACCGCUAACCAUACAGCUGAAGGAUAAAGUCAACUUGAUGGAGUGGUUUAGGAGUCUAUGGUCUACCAAUGCUGAUGGUAAGACAACAUGAUUUCUUAUUAAAAAGCAACUGUUCCUAAUCAGCGGUAACAGGCUUUUGCCGUGACGGUAAGAAACUGGGCACUGGGCAUGUCUUUCAGAGUCCCUGUGACUGAACAGCCAUCAUUUAUGUACUCCAAUUAACCCUUUGUACUUUUGUCAGGACCUGUCAUUUAAUGUUUUUUUCUUACUGUUUUAAAUAGUCUCAGGUGAUUCUGAAAUCACGCCGGACCAGUUUGACUGGUAUUUCUAUAAGGGCCGAGCUAUUGGCUUCCUGGUUGACUUGGACUCUGGGACCAUAUGUAAUGGAAAAAUCCUGCUGGGCUCCUUCAUGAAGAAGCCUCUGUGGGUGGAUCACAGCGCCACAUCAGUCAGUACUUCUUGUUAAUCCUCACAUGACUUUUUGUUUCUUGUGUUGUUUUCCUCUUAAUUUUUGGUUGUCGUCUUUUUAAAGGUUUUUAACUUGUUAACAAGUUCAGUGUGCGUAACCAUCAAUGGCAGUGAGUCCCGUUUCAAUCCUGGACAGUCCUUCAUGGUGCCAUGUGGUAAGAUUGAUAGCUGCAUGCAUGUAGAAUUCAACCAUCUUUUAGGAGGACUUUUUAGCAAUAGUCAUAUCUGUGACAAGGUGAAGUGUGUUUUUGUUUCUGACACCUGUUCCUUUGUUCACACAGGUAAUGCUUACAGCAUUGAGAACGUCUCAUCACAGCCUGCAGUUAUGUGCUUCACUAGAAUAUUAGCUGAAAGCUUAGAAUGA